This is a messenger RNA of Trematosphaeria pertusa, 1788 nucleotides long. RefSeq lists its product as uncharacterized. The transcript has a single exon. NCBI's taxonomy places the organism in Eukaryota, Fungi, Ascomycota, Dothideomycetes, Pleosporales, Trematosphaeriaceae. Bases 224 to 1312 code for a protein of 362 amino acids. The record is from RefSeq and is a predicted model, not a curated record.
UUCUCUUCCCUCCUUUCGUAAGGAAAUUGGCGUCCAACUUUUCAAUACCAGGCCCCAUCUCCGAUCGUUACAUGCGCUCUCAUUGGCAACGAAGACAUACGUCGAACUUCCAGGGUCGACAAUCAGUCUUCAAUUGAUAUCUUCACCGCUCCAUAAUGCCUGCUGGUUGCCUAGUUUUGAAGCUAGAUCCCUUACCCGCCAGCAGAAGCUUGCUUGCAUAGCAAUGUUCGAGUCCGGAUCCUACAAUAUACGUCCAGAAGAACUGAAGGAUGUUAUAGCCAUCUCAUCUCGGAACAGCAUAUUUGUCUCCAGACUGCUCCUAGACGAUCCGGCUUCACUAGAACACAUCAACGAUAUCAGUCGCGUGGUUGGUAAUGUGGGGAAAACCGGUAUGAUCCUGAUGGUCGCUCCGCAGGCGCCGCGCUUGCGCAAGGCAGGCCUAGACGACUUUCGAUUAGUAACGCAUGCGCCCUUCGAUUGGAAAUUGGAAGACAGUUUCAAGGCUACCUCUCUCCAUCUGAGGUUCACUGAAUUUGAAAUGGCCUUCAAUAUCGGGGAGCGAGGUGCUAUUGAUAAGGAUUUGAGUCUGGUUGAGACGCUCGUACAGGUCUAUGAACGCGAUAGAUGGGUCGCCGACAUCGAUGUGCUCCCUUUGUUCAACCCGUCCAAUGACCUUAUUCGACGCAAUCAAGUCUCAUGCGCAGGCUGUUCCAACCACCACAACCUACCUCAUCGACUCCUAUCUGUGGACAACUGGGAGGAGCUACUAGAUGUUCCUGAAGGCCUCGGAAAAUCCAAUAUCGGCGUUGUCAGAGCUUACGACAAUUGGCUAGCUCGUCUUGCGGCAGCUUGUGUGUCCGUGCAGAAAGGCUAUCGCACGGUUAUAAACCCGACAAAGGCGGUGUGCUGGCACUGCGCUUGUAGGAAGAAAUGGGGGUGGAGACAAGACACGAUACUCAGAUCGAGCAAAGCCGUUUGUUGCGAAGAGGAAUAUGACCCAUGCAUCAACAAGGACGAUGACGAUGGCUCGGAUCACGAUUCCGACGAGUCUGAAGAUUCUGACAGUGCCGGUUCUCUGGGGUCUCCGGAAUUAGAGGAGGGUGCAGAGCCUCUGACGGUGGAAGGGCUAGCAGAGAUGGCAGCCACAAAUUCCUUGUCAGGAGCACCUCCAAUGAAGCUGACGGCUCAAGAUGAAUUGCGGAGUAUCGACGACGCUGACGGCUAUGAAUCGGAUGAGACCGUGCUCUCUCUUGAACCGGACGAUGAGGAUGAGGAGAAACGUCGUCACUUGCCACAGGUCUUCAUCAUGUAAUAAUGAUGACUCCCUCAUUCUUCCCCAGGAUGGAUGGCAUUCCUACUCAUCGAUCCAUCUAUUUCUUGGCCAUCUCCUAUAUCCAUGGCCAGCCUCUCAAAUUCUUGGGUUCUCGGAGGUCCCCACACGAUCAACAGGUCCCAUAGCUUCAUUUCCCAAGUCUGUUGUAACUUCUGGCUAGAUGGCGACACUCCAACCCACAUAGAUUCUAACGCUCCAGGCUCUCCGAUUUCCUGCCCCUUCAUCGAGCUAGCAGCGCUUGCCCCGCCUUUUAUCUGGUUAUCGCACUUUCUAUGCUCCGCGUUCUUUCACGUUGCGAACCGAACAUUCAUUUGUAGGACAUAGCAAAUCCGCAGGCCGGUUUGAGCUUCGAUGACAGAUUAAGAUUUCCCUUGAGCAGGAUUGUGUAAAAGUCACAACAUCAUUUAUUUGAGAUAUGUACAAAUUGCGAUGUAUAUAGAUUAUGAAUAAUUGAC